GGCAAAAUCCCUGACACUCCCAGAAAUUAGAUCAGAGCACAGCCCAGCCCCUUCCUGACGCAGGGAGCAAUUUUGCAGAAGAGGUGUUUCAGUAUUAAUGAAAGAACAUGAAGUCCUCUUGGAUAUUUAUAAUAUAUAUGCUAUGGCUGAAUGGUCAUCAGUGUGCACCAACAAAGCAGGAGGAAAUGAAUCUCCGGGAAAACCUGAAGCAAUUAUCUGAAGUUGGAGAGAAGUAUGUAGAUGAAGAGGUAAAGAAAGCUUUGAUUGGUAUUAAGCAGAUGAAAAUUAUGAUGGAAAGAAAUGAAGAUAAGCACAUAGAUCUGAUGAAAACCUUGAAGAAGAGCAGUGAAGAAAAACAGCAAGCCUUGCGACUUAUGGAUGAAGUAAAGGCAAGAUUGGAAGAAGAAGAAAGACAAUGUCAAGUAGCCUUGAAAAACUUAUGGGAUGAAUGUGAAUCUUGUUUAGAAAGUACCUGCAUGAGAUAUUACACAACUUGCAAGCGUGGUGUGUCAACCUUUAAAAGAAAGGUUGAAGAUUUUUUGAGGAAAAUACCUCCCCUCAUUUUCACUUUUCAUGAGGAUCAAGGAAAAGACAUCCAGUUUAAUGAAAAGUCUGAGAAAGAAGAUACCCAGCUAGUAAAAAUGGAAGAUUUAUUUAGCCAACUAUUAUCAGAUGUGGGCUCAAUAUUUGACAGAAGUUUCAUUUUUUUCAAGCACAUGCAAAAAGAAUUUGACCAGUCUUUUCAGACGUAUUUCAUGUCUGAUCUGGACUUGAAUGAGUCCCCCAGCAUGGCAGCUUUACCUGAGGACACCACCAGAAAUGACAGCUCACAAAAAGGCUGGGCUAUGCCUGGCUUUUUACAGAUAGUUUUUGAUUUCAGUAGGACCGUGUUUGAAGGUGUCAGUGAGGUGAUUACCGAUGUAUUUGAUGAAUACAGAGACUAUAGAAGAGAUUUGCCAGAACAAACCAAAGGCAAGUAUCCUGACAGAAGUGGCAUGUUCUCAAAAAUUGUGCCAGGGCACCAGAGACCUCAGUGCAGGGAGCUUCGGGAGAACUCCUCUGGAUGCCCACAGUUUCAUGAGAGAUGUCAGAAAUGUCAAGACAAUCUUUUGCAUGAUUGCCCAAACGUUCCUGAGCUGCACAUAAAAUUUGAUGAAGCCUUUAAGCUGGUUAACCUCUCAGGGGAGCAGUAUGAGCAGAUUCUCCAGGUGGUUCGGCAUCACACAGAAGACACUUCCUACUUGUUGACCAAAAUGAAAGAAAGAUUUGGGUGGGUGUCUGAGUUAUCCAAUAUGACCAUCGGACCAGAAAGCAUUUUCAAUAUAGUUAAGGUGGUACCUGGGGAUCCCUCCAGUAAAAAUGAAACUGUGGUAGAUGUGAAUAUUCUGACUUCUCCUACUUUCACCAUUAAAGUUCCUCCCAAUUUAGACCCAGAGAGUGCUGAAUUCAUUGAAUAUGUAGCUGGGAAAGCACUGCAACUGUAUAAGCAGAAUUUCUAA
Pseudopipra pipra is the source of this 1499-nucleotide messenger RNA. RefSeq names its product clusterin like 1 (gene CLUL1). NCBI's taxonomy places the organism in Eukaryota, Metazoa, Chordata, Aves, Passeriformes, Pipridae. Gene Ontology annotation, molecular function: misfolded protein binding. The transcript is spliced from 8 exons. Gene Ontology annotation, cellular component: nucleus. Bases 108 to 1499 code for a protein of 463 amino acids. The record is from RefSeq and is a predicted model, not a curated record.